Molecule: messenger RNA, 274 nt
Organism: Drosophila gunungcola (fruit fly)
Lineage: Eukaryota; Metazoa; Arthropoda; Insecta; Diptera; Drosophilidae
Exons: 1
Coding region: 26-259 (77 amino acids)
Source: RefSeq, a predicted model, not a curated record
UAAAGUAUAAUAUCACAUACUCAAGAUGACGAAUGCUGUAUCAGUAUCGGCCACAGAAAAUUCAUCAGCUGGACAAAUAAAGAAAGGCACUAUGACGCCCAUUGAGAUCUCUAUUGAGCGAUUGCCGAACCUCGCAUCGAACUGGUCAACAUUUCUAAGAGAUAUUACCAAAGAUCGAAAGCUGAGAGCCGAACGUAUAAGUCGCCAGUCGGAAGAUGUCAUCCAAUUUAUAAAUAGAUUUCCCCUUUUGGAAUCUUAAGACUGUAUUCCAAAA